Messenger RNA from Salmo salar (Atlantic salmon), 3548 nucleotides. NCBI's taxonomy places the organism in Eukaryota, Metazoa, Chordata, Actinopteri, Salmoniformes, Salmonidae. The record is from RefSeq and is a predicted model, not a curated record.
GUCAACCAAAUCCCAAAGAAGAAGGUCCAGUGACCACAACCUUGUUGCUCCUAUCUGUGUUAUUACCGCUAAGAGUUUUGUCCCCGUAACUUCGAGUAUCAGCGGCUGUCCCAGCUGCUGUGAUGUCGUCCACUUGGUGGGGGCUGGUGAAAAAUGGUAGUGCACAUCAUGUGGACAAUAGCAGUUGUUUCAGCUCCACACAAAGCACCGUCCUCAAGGGAAACAGCUUUGGAGGGGUGCCUGUUGUACUGCUGCUGGACUUCAGCUUCUUCUUGGUGUUGCUGAUCCUCUUCUCCGUCAUCAGGAGGAAGCUGUGGGACUAUGGCCGCCUGGCGCUGAUCUCUGACAGGGAAGGGUCCGUUAUGACAUCAAACAGUAUAACUUCCUGUUGAAACCUGAGAAAAACAAUAUAAACACACCUACCUAAAGGCAUAUGACUACAAAUAAUUCUGCAGUUCAGUGAGACAUCACACCGCCGCUAUGGGAGAAUGUCGUCCUGUGUGUCCAACGUGGAGGAGCCGGAGCACGAAUUGGGAUGCUGCUCCUGGCUUCCCUACAUCAUCAGAAUGGAUGAGGAGAUGGUGAAGGCGCGUUGUGGGAUCGACGCUGUCCACUACCUGUCCUUCCAGCGUCACCUGAUCACCCUCCUGGUGCUGGUUACCGUCAUCUCUGUGACUGUCAUCCUGCCUGUCAACCUGUCUGGUAACCUGCUAGGAAAUGACCCGUACAACUUCGGAAGGACUACUGUGGGUAAUCUUCAGAAGGAUAAUAACCUGCUGUGGAUACACACAGUGUUUGCAGUCAUCUACCUGAUCUUGACAGUGUUACUGCUGAGGCGACACACCUCCCAGAUGAAGGGCAUGGGCAGAGGGCUGACCAGAAACACCCUGUUUGCGUCUUCCGUCCCCAAAGAUGCCAGUGAAGAGGACAUCAGGACCCACUUUACUGAGGCCUACCCUACCUGCCGUGUGUGUGAAGUGCACCUGACAUAUGAUGUGGCCAAGCUGAUGCACCUGGACAAGGAAAGGAAGCGAGCAGAGAAAAACCUGCGCUACUACGAGCGGGUACUUCAGCGAGGGGGCCAGAGGGAGGUGAUCAACCCCCGUCUAUGUGGUCACAUCUGCUGCUGCCGCACCCGCAACUGUCAGGAGGUAGAUGCCAUAGAGUACUUCCGUGGCCACGCGGCAGGUCUGUUGGAGGAGGUGAGGAUGCAGAGAGAGCUUGUGCCACAGUACCCUCUAGGGAUGGCCUUCGUCACUCUGCAGUCUGAGGCAAUGGCCACAUACAUUCUGAAGGACUUCAACGCCCUGGACUGUGGAAAUGGGGACAGCGCAGUGAGGUGUGGGUGUGGCCGAGAGCCCCAGCCUUCGUCCUGUAGCGCGGCUCUGAAAGUGAGGAACUGGAGGGUUGACUACGCCCCUCAUCCCAGAAACGUGUACUGGGACAACCUUUCAGUGCAGGGCUUCCGCUGGUGGUUCCGAUGCCUGCUGCUCAACUUCUUCCUCUUCUUCCUUCUCACCUUCCUCACCACUCCCUCCAUCAUCAUAAGCACCAUUGACAAGUUCAACGUCACCAAGCCCAUCUACUACCUCAACAGUGCUGUGGUCAGUCAGUUUUUCCCCACUCUGCUUCUGUGGUCCUUCUCUGCCCUGCUGCCCACCAUAGUGUACUACUCAACUCUGGGAGAGUGCCACUGGAACAGGUCCAGGGAGCAGUUGAUUAUGAUGCACAAGCUAUACAUCUUCCUCCUGUUCAUGGUUCUGAUCCUGCCCUCUCUUGGACUCACCAGUCUGGCUGUGUUCUUCCGCUGGCUGUUUGACAAAGAGUUUCUGGCUGAUGGGAAGCUAAGGUUUGAGUGUGUGUUCCUGCCUGACCAGGGGGCGUUCUUUGUGAACUAUGUCAUCACGGCGGGCCUGGUGGGCUCUGGGAUGGAGCUGCUGCGGUUGCCUGGGUUACUGCUCUACACCAUCCGCAUGGCGCUGGCUCGCUCCGCCGCAGAGAGGAAGUAUGUCAAACAGAACCAAGCGUAUGAGUUUGAGUACGGAGCCAUGUACGGGUGGACCCUGUGUGUGUUCACUGUCAUCAUGGCUUACAGCAUCACCUGCCCUGUCAUAGUGCCUUUCGGUCUGCUGUACCUGAUGCUGAAGCAUCUAGUGGACAAACACAACCUGUACUUUGCCUACCUGCCCGCCCGCCUGGACAGACAGGUGCACCUGGGAGCUGUCAAUCAAGCCCUGGCUGCACCCAUCAUCUGCCUCAUCUGGCUCUAUUUCUUCUCCGUCCUCCGGACAGGGUUCAUGGCGGACACAUCUCUCUUCACUCUGGUGGUCCUGUGUGUAACUGUCUGCAUCUGCAUCAGCUACAGCUGCUUCGGACACUUCAAGUACCUCAGCCCUCACAACUACAAGUUGAAGGAGGAUGAGGAUGCCUUGGAUGGAUUGGCGGACAGCGACAUGGUCUACCUUCCAAGGGUGCUUAGAUCCGAGUCCCCUGAGUCCCCGGCCACAUCACCAGAUGGGUGUAAAACCCCCCAGUCAUAUGGGACCACAGACAGCAGCCCAGCCUGUCAGAGCCCAGUAGAUGAUGAACUGUUGAUGAACCCCUGAAUUUAAAAUAUCUUCCCCUUCUUUUUGAUAUUUUCUGGAGUCCUGGAGGCAUCCAGUCCCAGAACUGAGGUGAUGGCGUAGGGGAGUUUAUCCCCAAAUCUAUUGCUGUACCAUCCAACACAGGCCCUUCAAAUACCCCUAAAAUGCAUUCUUUCUCUCUCCUGUCAUCAAGCUUAGCAUGUAUCUGAUAUCAAUAGAUUGGUCCAAGUAGAGUCUUUGCUUUCACUUAUUCAAUAGUGCUCCAUCAUUGAUUCUUUCCAGGAGGGGAGGAGAGAAGAAAUUGUUACGGGCCUCUGAGACAACUCUGCCAAGGCUCCACCGAGAGCUGGCAGCCACUCAGGAGCCAAGCCUUCUGUCAGAAAUGCCCAAAUCUGACCCUUUUCCUAAGACCUUCCUAUGAGGACUGCCUUGGCUAAAGACUAUUCAGCACCAAUACAGUUUUUUUUUUUGCCCAAAAUUGCUUUUAUAGCAUAAUGUUGGGAAAAACUGCCAUGCCAUGCAUUUCCACUGAGUUUGCGUUUUAAUAUCCAGGAUGCCAGAAUAGAAGGCAUUUUGGUUCUCUGACCAUCAGAGGGCACUCUUGUUGUACGGCAGUUAAGUGUCCACCUUAAAUUACUUGUACUGAACCAGGGCCUUUCAAAUCUGGACCUCAAGGUUUGAUGAUAUAAAAACUAUUUUUACAAAUAGUUUUUGUAUUUUUUAACAAGGAACUUUUAUUUCAUUUUGACUGAAUCAUGUUUUAACAAAUGUUUUAUAUUAAGCUGAUAUAUUUAACAUAUUAUAGAUUUUUAAUUAUCAGGAUUUUGAACCAUGACACAAUCUGAACAUGAAUUGACAUAACUAUUGAUGAAUGAGAGUAGGCCUAUUUAUGUGAAUAUGAACAGCAUGGAACUUCUCAGUGUUAAAUAUAUUGCUUUAAAAUGUUAAAUGUUUGAUACAUUA